Molecule: messenger RNA, 374 nt
Organism: Saccoglossus kowalevskii
Lineage: Eukaryota; Metazoa; Hemichordata; Enteropneusta; Harrimaniidae
Product: complement C3-like
Cellular component (GO): extracellular region
Molecular function (GO): protein binding; endopeptidase inhibitor activity
Source: RefSeq, a predicted model, not a curated record
UUUGGACAUUGGGCUAGACAACUGUAUUCGUCGAUUGUUUCAAAAUGACUUUUGUCUGGGUACUUGCAAGUGUUUUGGUGUCAGCAACUUUGUCAGUUGCUCAGGACGGAUCCAAAUAUUUCAUCACAGCACCAAAUAUAUUUCGUGUUGGUGUGGAACAAACUGUGUCUGUCACCGUCUUCAAUGCUGAUCAGGUCAACGUUGAGUUGUAUUUACAAGACUAUCCUGAUAGGAAGAAGACAUUCUCUCAGACGGAAGGUGUUUUCAGUAAUGGUAAACACAUUGCAUUCAGUUAUUUUAUUCCCCAAAUCACUGUAUUUUGUCUAUUAGUACAGGCUGUGUAUGAGGUGUGUAUGAGACAUCAUAUUGCUAAG